Molecule: messenger RNA, 1245 nt
Organism: Necator americanus (New World hookworm)
Lineage: Eukaryota; Metazoa; Nematoda; Chromadorea; Rhabditida; Ancylostomatidae
Exons: 14
Coding region: 1-1245 (414 amino acids)
Molecular function (GO): signaling receptor activity
Source: RefSeq, a predicted model, not a curated record
AUGGGCAUGGACAGACGGCAGCAAUUUUCAAUACACAAAUUGGGGCUCAGGACAACCGCAAUCAGGAAACGAUUGCGCCUCUUCACGACUCAGCGACGGGCGAUGGAUGGCGAACGGAUGCUUAGUGACGAAAGCGUCUUUUUUGGGCAAAAAUGGGACGAUGCUGAAGCGUUCUGCGUUGAACAAGGCGGACAUCUCGCAUCGAUACAUUCCGAACGAGAAAACACAUUUGUCGCAAACCUUGCCAGAACCAAUAAAGAGCAAACCAAUCCACAUGAUUUGACAUGGAUCGGUUUGCAAGCUAAAGGAAGCUCUUGGGAGUGGUCAGAUCGGUCAAAAGUUGAUUACAUCAACUGGGCUCCUAAACAACCUGACAAUCCUGGGAAGGAAAAUUGCGUUGAGAUCGCUCAGGAUACAUCGGAUCAUGGUUGGUAUGAGAACUGGAACAACGAGAAUUGCGACGUUGUAAUGCGUGCUUUUGUAUCUCUUCAAUUUAUCAAGAAACGUACCCCAAAGGCAGCAUAUAAGGAAAUUGACGAUGUUUGGGUCUCUUUGCGAAAAGAUCGAACGUCCGACUCUGGAACUACUCUGAGUAUUCGCAAAAAGCUGAUGUUCACUGCCAUAUUUCCUGCUCAUAUUGACGAGGAUAUUCUAGUGAGCUCUGUUCCACCUUAUUUUUUGUUUUAUGGCACACCUGCAGGAACCAUGUACGGUAUACACUUGGUGAUGACCUUCUGGCUUGAUCGCAUCGUACCUAAUCUUCUUGGCAUCCUAGCUGACGCCUGCGAUCCCCCUCCUUCUGGUGCUGCCAUGCCAGACGCUCGUCCGAAGGUCGAAUACUUCUUCUUGCUAUUUCAAGAGCUAAUUUCCAUGAACGUGAAUCGAGCUCUGUUUCUGGAUUACAAGUAUCCUGUAACUCGUUUUCUGAAGUUAGUGUUUUUAAUAAAUUCACCAUCUGAAACGACGAGGAUUCCUGGGCAACAAGGAAGUGUUUUACUUACAACAGCUACAAUACCGCUACUAACUUGUGUCCCAAAAUCCGUCGCCGACGGAUUAAUCCGUCGCAAACCGUCGGAAUUCUUGGAAGCGGUUCUGGUGAGUCAUCCCAACCCUUGUCGUCCGACGAAUGGUUUCCUUCCUCGUCUUCUUCUCGUCGUUGUCAUCGUCGACGCAUUCAGAAUGAUUUGUUUCGACGACCUCAUCGAACCUCCACGUAAAAAAAACAUGUUGAAUUUCUCGAUAUAG